AUGGCAGCUUUCAACCUCACCCUCUCUGAGUCUUCAAUGUUCAUCUUAACUGGCAUCCCUGGCCUGGAAGCUGCCCACGUCUGGAUUUCCAUCCCUUUCUCAAUGUUCUACAUUAUAGAUCUGUUGGGAAAUUGCACAGUUCUGUUUAUUGUAGGCAAAGAGCAGACCCUGCAGAAGCCGAUGUACCUGCUGAUCUGCAUGUUGGCGCUCACAGACAUCACCAUGUCUACCUCCUUCGUGCCAAAGGCACUGUGUAUAUUUUGGUUCAAUUUGAAAAGCAUUACUGUGAAGGGUUGUCUCACCCAGAUGUUCUUCUUUUACGCAGUUUCUACUAUACACUCGGCCGUGCUAGUGACAAUGGCCUUCGAUCGCUAUGUUGCCAUAUGUAACCCUCUGAGAUAUGCCACUAUCCUCAUCAACGCACGAAUAGCUAAGCUAGGGCUACUGGCUAUGAUAAGAGCUGUUCUCUUCAUUCUGCCUAUGCCCUUGCUUCUGAGAGGGAAGCCAUUCCGUGCCAACCGCAUUAUCCCCCACACAUACUGUGACCACAUAGCGGUGGCAAAGAUGUCAUGUUGGGACAUCACAGCCAGCAGAGUGUAUGGCUUGGUGAUGGCAUUUGUAAUUAUUGGGUUCGACCUGAAGCUCAUUGGCUUGUCCUAUGGUCUGAUCAUCAAGGCCGUCCUCAGAAACUCCUCCAAAGAAGCCCACCAGAAAGCACUCAACACCUGCACAGCCCACAUCUGUGCUCUACUGAUGGUUUAUCCUGUUGGACUCUUCUCCUCUCUGACACACAGGUUUGGUCAGGGCAUUGCUCCACACGUUCACAUCAUCUUGUCGAACCUCAGUUACCUCAUUUCCCCCAUGCUCAACCCUAUCAUUUAUGGGGUCAAAACCAAAGAACUUCAUGACAAAGUUCUCAAAUAUAUCUGCAGAAUGUAA
Molecule: messenger RNA, 939 nt
Organism: Mauremys mutica (yellowpond turtle)
Lineage: Eukaryota; Metazoa; Chordata; Testudines; Geoemydidae
Product: olfactory receptor 52N2-like
Exons: 1
Coding region: 1-939 (312 amino acids)
Biological process (GO): G protein-coupled receptor signaling pathway
Cellular component (GO): membrane
Molecular function (GO): olfactory receptor activity; G protein-coupled receptor activity
Source: RefSeq, a predicted model, not a curated record